GACAUGGACUCACCGGUCUGGUGGUGCCGCUGGCGCCAAGCUUACCCAUCAAGAUUUUCUUUUCUUUUCUUUUCUUUUCUUUUCUGGCAAACAUCAAAACCUCAAAAAGUAAAAGAAAAGAAAAUGAAGAGACUAUGAAUUAGUUCCACAUCAUCUUUACAAAAAUGUCACUCUCUAUCUCCGUCUCUCCCUUCCCUUCAUACCCACAACCUCUCCAAACAAUUUCCCUUUUCAAACCCACCAAACCCACCACCAUUUCUACCCCACCAAAGCUCUCAAACCUUCCCACCAUCAGAUCUGUUCACAAAAAUUCUGACCAACCACCAGUUGCUACAUCAAAACCCAGAUGGGAAAACAUGUUGUCCACUGCAGCAAGCCUGUACCCUGUGUAUGUGACCGUUGGAGGGAUUGUAGCGUGCUUGAGACCAUCCACUUUUUCGUGGUUUGUGAAGAGAGGACCAACUUCGUAUAGCUUCGCGCUUGGGUUCAUAAUGUUGGCAAUGGGUCUGACACUGGAGCUCAGAGAGUUUUUCAGUUUGUUCUUGCAAAGGCCUCUUUCUAUACUUUUUGGAUUUGUUGCUCAGUAUACAAUUAUGCCUUCUUUUGGAUGGAUCAUUAGCAAAACCUUGGGGCUUCCACCUGCUGUCUCAGUUGGUUUGAUAUUGCUUGCUUGUUGCCCUGGAGGUACAGCAUCCAACGUGGUGACCUUAAUUGCUCAAGGGGAUGUUCCAUUAUCUAUUGUAAUGACGGUUUGCACCACGCUAGGAGCAGUAAUUCUUACUCCUCUUUUGACCAAGAUUCUGGCUGGAACUUUUGUUCCUGUGGAUGCUGUUAAACUUUCCAUCAGCACCAUGCAGGUUGUUGUCGCUCCGAUUCUGCUAGGUUCUUAUAUGCAGAGCACAUUUCCUGCAGCCGUGAAAGUUGUGACACCUUUUGGGCCACUACUUGCUGUUCUGACUUCAUCACUUCUUGCAUGCAGUGUAUUCUCAGAAAAUGUUGUUCGGUUGAAAUCUUCAGUGGUUGUUGCAUCAGUAUCGUCUGAAGCAUCACCUCUUCUUCAUGCUCGAGCAAUCCUAUCUGGUGAACUUGGGGUUAUAAUACUUUCUGUGCUGUUAUUGCACUUUGCAGGAUUCUUUGUUGGGUAUAUAUCGGCAGCUAUUUCUGGGUUUAGAGAGCCACAACGACGAGCAAUAUCAAUUGAGGUUGGCAUGCAAAAUUCAUCAUUAGGUGUGGUUUUAGCAACCUCCCAUUUCACCUCGCCAAUGGUCGCAUUACCCCCGGCCUUAUCUGCUGUGCUCAUGAAUAUUAUGGGUAGCAGUUUGGGUUUCUUUUGGAGAUAUGUUGAUCCCUCUGAUUCGCAGACUUCUCCUAAAGUCUAUGACCAGUGACGAUGAACCCCUCUUCAAAUGUUACUCAGCAUAAGGAUCAGAAAUUGUAUUGGAGGCAGAGUAGUGCACUGAGUUGUGGGAAGAGUUUUGCACUCUGUUAUGAGGCAGUUCAGAUUUUGGUUUUGGAGUUUGCUCUUUGUUCUCAUCUUAUCUUGUUUUUUUGAGGACAUCUUAUCUUGUUUGGUUGGGCACUCACCAAUUAUGUGGGGAGCUAGCAAAUGAUUGGGCUGGCUUCUCGGUACCAACCUAUUUACGAUUGAAGAGUUUGGCUGUGAUGCUCUUUGCUUCCCCUUUCUUUCUGUAUUUUAUUGAUGUAGGUCACUUGUGUAA
This is a messenger RNA of Camellia sinensis, 1718 nucleotides long. Lineage: Eukaryota; Viridiplantae; Streptophyta; Magnoliopsida; Ericales; Theaceae. The record is from RefSeq and is a predicted model, not a curated record.